Mycosarcoma maydis (corn smut) is the source of this 1137-nucleotide messenger RNA. RefSeq lists its product as uncharacterized. Gene Ontology annotation, biological process: lipid metabolic process. NCBI's taxonomy places the organism in Eukaryota, Fungi, Basidiomycota, Ustilaginomycetes, Ustilaginales. Bases 1 to 1137 code for a protein of 378 amino acids. The record is from RefSeq and is a predicted model, not a curated record. Gene Ontology annotation, molecular function: phosphoric diester hydrolase activity. The transcript is spliced from 2 exons.
AUGUUCCAGUUCAUCCAGCUUCUCAGUCUCGUAUCGGCACUUGUAAUUGUCAGCAGCUUGGUCGGCGCUGUUCCGCAUCCCGUUUUGGAUGCUGCCGUCGAGACACUUGUAAAGCGUGCGAGCGUCUGCAACGGAGACGCCUCUCUGUGCAGCCGCCUCUAUUCGAACGUUACCUACAUCGGAGCGCACAACAGCUAUGCUGUGGGAACCUUGGCAGGCGCCUCCGUGGGCAAGAAUCAGGAGCAGUCGGUCACGCAGCAGCUCACCGAUGGCAUUCGUCUGCUUCAGGUGCAAGCCCAUAAGAGUUCCAACUCGACUUCGGGAUCUGGCAUCAAUCUUUGCCACUCUUCCUGCCAAAUCGAAAAUGGUGGCACCCUCGAAAAUUAUCUCUCCAAGGUCAAAACGUGGGUUGAUUCAAAUCCCAACGAUGUCAUCACGAUUCUCAUUGUGAACUCGGACAACCAACCGGUUAGCUCCUUCGGCACCGCAUUCCAAUCAACCGGCCUGGCCUCGAAAGCCUACUCCCCUGGCACGGCUGCACUCGCCAAGGACUCAUGGCCUACCCUCGGCUCGCUUAUCGACUCUGGCAAAAACCUCGUUGUCUUCAUCGACAACUCUGCCGACGUCUCUUCCGUCCCUUACAUCCUGCCUCACUUCCAAAACACAUGGGAGAACCCAUACAAUCAGAUCUCGGUGCCGUUCAACUGUUCGGUCGAUCGGAUCAAUUCCGGCAGCGAACCGAGCAACUUGAUGUACCUCAUCAACCACUAUCUCGACUCGUCGUUCAAUUUGUUCGGAACCACCGUGUUCGUCCCCAACACGGCGCAGCUGAACACGACCAACAGUCUCAGUUCAAUCAUGACGGACGCUGGCAACUGUGCAAGCUUGCAUGGCACUGGGUAUCCGACGUACGUGUUGACCGAUUUCUACGACGUCGGAGACGGAAGCGUCUUCCAGGCUGCUGCUCAGAUGAACGGUGUGCAGUACACCGCCAAGCCAAUUGGUAAUGCCACCAAGUCCGGCAGCUCUGGUAGCUCGGGUUCGAGCUCAAGUGGUGCUGCGUCGACCCACGUCAACGCCAUCGCUGCUGUUGCCACGUUCAUGACCAUGUUUGCACUUGCAUCGACGCUGGCCUAG